Molecule: messenger RNA, 1466 nt
Organism: Helianthus annuus (common sunflower)
Lineage: Eukaryota; Viridiplantae; Streptophyta; Magnoliopsida; Asterales; Asteraceae
Product: putative disease resistance RPP13-like protein 1
Exons: 1
Coding region: 9-1466 (485 amino acids)
Biological process (GO): defense response to other organism
Molecular function (GO): ADP binding
Source: RefSeq, a predicted model, not a curated record
UGUUAACAAUGGCUGAAGCUGCUGCUGCUGCCCUCGUCAAAGUCAUUUUUGACAAGCUAGCCGAUGAAGCCUUCAAGAAAUAUGCCCGCUCUCAGAAUAUUCACUCGGAGCUCAAGGAAUUGGGGAUCACGCUGUCCCAGAUCCAAGCUCUGCUUAAUGAUGCUUCAAACAAGGAAAUAACUGAUGAGUCUGUCAGACUAUGGCUCAACCGUCUCCAACAUCUGGCUUACGAUAUCGAUGACAUGCUCGAUGAUGUGGCUACUGAAGCUAUGCAUCGUGAGCUGACCCUGGAAUCAGAAGCAAGCACCAGCAUGGUAAGAAAGUUCAUCCCAACUUGCUGCACAAAGUUCUCACUAAGCCAUAGGCUGAGUCCCAAGUUAGACAGUAUUACCACCCGGUUACAACAUCUAGAAAAACAAAAUCCUGGUUUGAUUGUGAAAGGUGAAAAGCCAAAAAUUAAUACUAAUAGAAGAAACGAAACCUCUUUGCUAGAAUCUGAUGUUGUUGGGCGAGAAGGUGAGAAAAAGAGAUUGCUCAACCAGCUGUUAGUAGGUGAAUCAUCUAAGGAAAACUUUAGUAUCUUACCCAUAGUUGGUUUGGGUGGAGUGGGAAAGACCACUUUGGCUAGAAUAUUGUAUAACGAUACGCGGGUGACGGAUCACUUUGAACUCAUGGCUUGGGUUUGUGUUUCCGAUGAGUUUGAUGUAUUCAAAAUAAGUGAAACCAUCUUUGAAUGUGUGGCUAUAGAAAACAAACAGUUUAAAGAUGUAAAUCAGCUUCAAAUUGCUCUUAGAGAGCAAUUUAAGGACAAACGAUUUCUACUAGUACUUGAUGAUGUGUGGAAUCAAAACUAUGAUGAUUGGGAAAUACUAGUGCGUCCAUUUCAUUCUGGGGCUGCUGGAAGUAGGGUAAUCAUGACAACUCGCCAGCAGGAUCUGCUUAAAAAGAUAGGUUUUAAUCAUGUAGACAAUCUCGAGAGUUUGUCGAAUGAAGAUGCUUUGUCUUUGUUAGCUCUACAUGCAUUAGAUGUAGAUAACUUAGAUUCGCAUGAAACACUUAAACCACAAGCUAAAGGUUUCGUGAAAAAGUGUGGUGGUUUGCCUUUAGCUUUAAAGGCAAUUGGAAGGUUACUCAGAACAAAAACCGAGGGAGAAGAAUGGGAUGACGUGUUGAAAAGUAAGAUAUGGGAUUUAGAAAAUGCUGAUGCAAUUGUUCCAGCCCUAAGGCUAAGCUACCAUGAUCUUCCUGCUGAUUUGAAGCGCUUGUUUGCAUACUGCUCUUUGUUCCCAAAGGACUUUGUGUUUGACAAGGAGGAGUUGAUAUUACUAUGGAUAGCUGAAGGGUAUCUGAACGAGUCAACUGCAAACAAAUCACCAGAACGCUUGGGCCUUGAAUAUUUGAGAAAUUGCUAUCAAGGUCCUUUUUUCAACCCGCACCUAGUGGCGAACCCUUUUUGUGAUGCAUGA